Messenger RNA from Labrus mixtus (cuckoo wrasse), 4403 nucleotides. RefSeq names its product fibroblast growth factor receptor 1a (gene fgfr1a). The transcript is spliced from 18 exons. The record is from RefSeq and is a predicted model, not a curated record. The coding region runs from base 685 to 3186 and encodes 833 amino acids. NCBI's taxonomy places the organism in Eukaryota, Metazoa, Chordata, Actinopteri, Labriformes, Labridae. Gene Ontology annotation, molecular function: fibroblast growth factor binding; ATP binding; fibroblast growth factor receptor activity. Gene Ontology annotation, cellular component: membrane; signaling receptor complex. Gene Ontology annotation, biological process: protein phosphorylation; positive regulation of cell population proliferation; positive regulation of kinase activity.
UCAGAUUUAAGGGGGGAGGUUUGGAGCAGUCCGGACUCUCGUUGUUAAACAGCAUUUCUCCGCCAGGAAUGGUGCGAACACUUUCUAGGAUUCAUUUUAACUACGACUUUCUUGUGUUAGACCAUAACGACAGGCAACAUAUCGUGUCGAUAUAUUUCGACGGAGAGAGUUGAACAACUUUUGAGACACAGUUUUCCGAGGUGAGGAGACUUCAUUUCGUGGCGUUUUGGGAUAAAGGGGGACUACACGCGCGGUGUUCCUCCGGGAUAUGUUCAGGUUAGCCAGGUGAGAUAAAAGACAUUUGUUGAAAGUGGAAACAAAACACAGCGUCGGUGUUUUAAAAAAAAGCAAACUUAAACACUGUGUGGGAAGUUUUGUUUUUUUUCCGCUUCGUUGAUUAUUUGUUUUUUUUGUUUUUUUUUUUAUCAGAGUGGGGGACGCACAGUCUUUUCUCCUGUCGCACAAGUUUGGAUAAAAUAUGAGCAAACUUGUUAGCAAAACGUCUUUAUCUUGGAGUAAGUGAGCUUCCUUUACGGGCUUUACGUUUGUAUACCUGGAUAUACAGUUUGUCGGGAAGUUUUUUCUACAUCCAAUCUCAGCUCGGGAGUCUUCCUUAUCUGACCAACACUGGCUGUUCCUCAGCCCACCGCCAGUAAGUCCAGCCCUGUGAAUGCCCCGCUGCUGAUGCCAUACCGGUCUGAAUGGAGUUCCAGUCGCAAAAAAGCCAGCGGUUGUAGCUCCCUCAGCAGGAUGCUGAUGAGGCCAACUUUACUAUUGUUUCUGGCUUUAUUCGCCCAAGUUUUAAGGACGCAGUGCCGGCCUGCCAACACUGAUGAAGUGUCAUUGGAAACACAGCCGGAGCUCUUCACGCUUUACCCCGGGGAUCGUCUCGAGCUAGAAUGCCCUGCCAAAGACUCCCUCCAUGCCGUCAACUGGACAAAGGACCAUGUGGCAGUAGUGGACGGAGAACACACACACAUUCGUAACGGACAGCUGGAGAUUGAGACAGUGGAGUUGACCGACUCCGGUCUGUACGCCUGCACCACCUUCGGCAACCACAGUAUCGUCUUCAACGUCACAGUUGACACCCUGGCCUCCAGUGAGGAUGAUGAUGAAGAUGAAGAGUCCUCAUCAGAGGAAGCCAAACUGUUGGGGAGUCAGAAGCUGCUGCCAAUGGCCCCACAAUGGGCUCAUCCAGAAAAAAUGGAGAAAAAGCUUCACGCUGUUCCGGCCAGUAAGACUGUGAAGUUUCGAUGCCAGGCCAGCGGCAACCCUACUCCUACUCUGAAAUGGUACAAAAACGGGAAGGAGUUCAAGAGGGACCAUCGCAUUGGGGGCUUCAAGGUCCGUGACCACGUGUGGACCAUCAUAAUGGAGUCUGUAGUCCCCUCUGACAAGGGAAACUACACCUGUGUGGUGGAAAAUCAGUACGGCACCAUUAACCACACCUACCAGCUCGAUGUAGUCGAGCGCUCUCCCCACAGGCCAAUCCUGCAGGCUGGCCUUCCUGCUAAUCGCACCGCCGUGGUGGGCAGCGACGUGGAGUUUGAGUGUAAGGUGUUCAGUGACCCCCAGCCUCAUAUCCAGUGGCUGAAGCACAUCGAGGUCAACGGGAGCAGAGUUGGUUCUGAUGGGUUGCCGUAUGUCCGUGUGCUCAAGCAUUCUGGGGUCAAUAGCUCGGACGCUCAGGUGCUGACCCUCUACAAUGUGACAGAGGAGGAGAGCGGAGAGUAUAUAUGUAAAGUGUCCAAUUAUAUAGGAGAGGCCAAUCAGUCGGCCUGGCUGAUUGUCAACAGAUAUGAGCCCACAGCUGUACCACACAAUCCUCCAGCCAACCACACCUACCUGGAGGUGGUCAUCUACUGCGUGGGCUUCUUUUUCAUUGCCGUCAUGAUCGCCAUCGUGAUCAUCGUUAAGAUUCGCACCUCCUCCAAGAAGAGCGACUUCAACAGUCAGCUGGCCGUCCACAAGCUGGCAAAGAGCAUCCCACUGCGCAGACAGGUGUCUGUGGACUCUAGCUCCUCCAUCCACUCUGGAGUGAUGCUGGUCCGUCCCUCCCGCCUCUCCUCCAGCGGAUCACCGAUGCUGUCUGGGGUGUCUGAGUAUGAACUACCCCAGGACCCUCGCUGGGAGCUUCCUCGAGACAGACUUGUUCUUGGGAAGCCUCUGGGUGAAGGCUGCUUCGGUCAGGUCGUGAUGGGUGAGGCGCUGGGCCUCGACAAAGAGAAGCCAAACCGUGUGACCAAGGUUGCCGUCAAAAUGUUGAAAUCUGACGCCACAGAGAAAGACCUGUCAGACCUGAUUUCAGAGAUGGAGAUGAUGAAGAUCAUCGGGAAGCACAAGAACAUCAUUAAUCUGCUCGGAGCAUGCACACAGGAUGGUCCUCUUUACGUGAUAGUGGAGUACGCCUCCAAGGGAAACUUGCGGGAGUACCUGCGAGCUCGUCGCCCGCCCGGCAUGGAGUACUGCUACAACCCAGACCAGGUUCCUGUGGAGAACAUGUCCAUCAAAGACCUGGUGUCCUGUGCUUACCAAGUGGCACGAGGCAUGGAGUAUUUGUCCUCCAAAAAGUGUAUCCACAGAGAUCUUGCUGCUCGCAAUGUUUUGGUAACCGAUGACAACGUGAUGAAAAUCGCUGACUUCGGCCUGGCAAGAGAUAUCCACCACAUCGAUUACUACAAGAAGACCACCAAUGGUCGCUUACCAGUCAAGUGGAUGGCUCCUGAGGCUCUGUUUGACCGGAUAUACACGCACCAGAGUGAUGUCUGGUCAUUCGGGGUGCUGCUUUGGGAGAUCUUCACUCUGGGAGGCUCUCCAUAUCCCGGAGUCCCAGUGGAGGAGCUGUUCAAGCUGCUUAAGGAAGGACACCGUAUGGACAAGCCCUCAACGUGCACUCAUGAGCUGUACAUGAUGAUGAGAGACUGCUGGCAUGCUGUUCCAUCUCAUAGACCAACAUUCAAACAGCUGGUGGAGGACUUAGACCGCUGCCUGGCCAUGACAUCCAACCAGGAGUAUUUGGAGCUGUCCAUGCCUCUGGACCAAUACUCCCCCAGUUACCCGGACACACGCAGCUCCACCUGCUCCUCGGGCGAGGACUCUGUCUUCUCCCACGAUGCCGGAGCAGAGGAGCCCUGCCUGCCAAAGUUUCCCCCUCACUCUAACGGAGCGGCUAUUAAGAAACGCUGAUACCUCAUUUCCAUGCAGAAAAAAAAUGGACACUUCCUCCGCUCCCUGCCCCACAUUCCCAGAGAUGAAGCUAAAAAAACACUGGUGCUCUGUGAGAAAUGAGCUCGGAGGACACCUUGAAGAACUUGUCAGAUCACAUGGUUUGACAUCAAGGAGCAGAUCUCUGGUUCUUGGCGGUGCCCAUGUUUUUAUGGGGCUCUUUGUAUUUACAGGAGUGGCGGUUUGUCAGGGUGUCAGAAAAAAAACUUCCACUCCUCUCUCUCCACUUUGGGCAUUUCUCCACAUGAGAGGCACAUGGGAGGGUCAGGAGAAUCAAAAAGGACUGACUGUGAUUGUGUCAGGUUUAUGUUUGUUUUGAUGUUUUUUUUCCCCUGCACGGUUAUUUUGUCAGUAGAGACGGACAAUGUUCUGCUUUUCAGACCAAAUCCAGAGAAAAAACUCCCAACGAACAUGCAGCAAUGUGCUCCACUGCUCUAUUCUUGUAAAUACAGUUAGAAAAUUAUAAAUAUGAAUAUAUAUUUACAUUGUACUCUUAUUUUUAUUACCAUAAUUGAUUUAUUUUCUUUUGUACAAGGAUGCUUUUGUUUGAUCUAUUUUUAAUAUAGUCUGUAGGGGCAGUUGUUACAUGAGAAUAUCGUAAAAAUUGAUGAGGAUGAAAUGGCCAGUUUGUUUUUGCUUCCCCUAAACUUACUGCAUAAUCAUCAAUGGAAAAUAUAUAUAUAUAUAUAUAUAUAUAUUGGGUUUUCUAUUUUUAAACAUUACAUGAUUUUCAUGACACAACCUUUGAAACAGCGUGACUCAGUGUUUGGGUAUCUUCUCCAUCAGAGGAAAUAGAUUUAUAAAAAUUUGUGUUGGCUGUAUGACUGCGUGUGGGGCUGACUGUCUGUAUUUGUAUGUGUAUGACAGGUGUGUGUGUGUGUGUGUGUGUGUGUAAAACUUUAUCUUGUCCCAUUCAAGAUUGUUCACUUACAUCAAAGAUGGUCACAACUGUAAGUGUCCCAGGUUGUAUGCCCUGCUGUACGCCGUGGAAUAAUUAUCUUCAGUCAACAUCAUGCACUUCCACUGUGCAUGCCUCCCAUGUGAUGAACUUUAUCUUUUGCUGUAAAUGCUUUAACAGGAGUUACACUUGCUGCCAUAUAACUUCUGAUGAAGGGUUGCAGAACACGUAUGUCAUCGUAAAAAGGAUUACAUUAAAUAAAAUGCUAUUGAAAAACAAA